This is a messenger RNA of Panthera uncia (snow leopard), 884 nucleotides long. RefSeq names its product protein BEX1-like. The record is from RefSeq and is a predicted model, not a curated record. The transcript has 3 exons. The coding region runs from base 242 to 628 and encodes 128 amino acids. Gene Ontology annotation, cellular component: cytoplasm; nucleus. Gene Ontology annotation, biological process: signal transduction. NCBI's taxonomy places the organism in Eukaryota, Metazoa, Chordata, Mammalia, Carnivora, Felidae. Gene Ontology annotation, molecular function: signaling receptor binding.
GGGAGAAAACUCAUUGGUGACGCGAAGCCUUCACGUGACCUGGAGCUGCAGAACGGUGCAGCCUUUGGAGCAGUCGUCAUUCCCGGCUGGAUACCAGCUCCCCGCUGCCCUGGGUCGGGCGGGCUGGCACUGGGCCUGAGGAAAGCGGAGCAGGUCUGCAGGUCUAGGUGUCAAGUGUUGCAGCAGCACACGCACGGCGAGAAUCAGGAGGAAGGAGGCUGCAAGGAUAGGCCCAGGAGUAAUGGCGUCCAAAGAGGAACACGCAGUAAAAAAUCUCAACAUGGAAAAUACCGACCAGGGAAAUGAAAAAAAUGAUGACAAUGAGCAAGUUGCUAAUAAAGGAGAUCCCUUGGCCCUCCCUUUGGAAACUGGUGAAUAUUGUGUGCCUAGAGUAAAUCGUAGGCGGUUCUGUGUUAGGCAGCCCAUCCUGCAGUAUACGUGGGAUGUGAUUCGGAGGCUUGAAGAGCCACAGGCAAUGAUGAGAGAAGAGAAUAUGGAAAGGAUUGGGGAGGAGAUGAGACAACUCAUGCAAAAGCUGAAAGAAAAACAGUUCAGUCAUAGUUUGCGGGCAGUUAGCACUGACCCCCCUCACCAUGACCAUCGUGAUGAGUUUUGCCUUAUGCCUUGAAUCAUGUUUUCCCUGAGGUUAACAGGGAGACACCUGCUUUCUAAACUUACAUGUUCAUGAUAUACCUUUGUUGUAAACCUUUUGAUGUCACUCAUUCCUGGUGAGUCUAUUAUUACCUCUAGUUGAAUGUUGUGUUUUUGACCCAAUAUGUAAGAUUUUUGUUAGGGAAAUUUUGCCUACUGCAUGGAAAGAUGCUCAUUAUAUAUUGUGAAGCUAAUAAAGCAGUUUAAAAAAGCAACCUAUGUAUUUUAUUAUU